UCGCGCGUCACUUGCGGGUUCAAAGUGGGCUGUUAGUUUGGGAGGGCGUCUAGUCGCUGUGUGUUAAUGAGACUGACGUAGCUACUUCUUCUCCGGAACCGGAAGGCUGCCCGGUCCCAGUACCCGCUGGACACUCGGGGCUCAGGGCUGUGGGGCAGCUGGAGGCUGCGGCUCAAGCUAAGAGCUACCUCGCUCCGCGAAUCUUCCGCGGGCCGCUGAUGGCCGGAGGCUUCCUGGGGAAGACUUUGGCCGCCGUGUCCCUCUCUGUCGCCCUGGCCUCUGUGACUGUCAAGUCCUUGGGCGGUUGCAGCGUCGCGGCGUGCAGAAACUCACUUUCAUCCUGCAGAUUUCAUGUUAAAUCCAACAUGAUGUCUGGUUUUAAUGGUACCAUAGAGAAUUCCCACAACAAGGCUCGGACAUCGCCUUACCCAGGUUCAAAAGUUCAACGCAGCCAGGUUCCUAAUGAUAAAGUGGGCUGGCUUGUUGAGUGGCAUGACUAUAAUCCUGUGGAAUACACUGCAGUUUCUGUCUUGGCUGGACCUCAGUGGGCAGAUCCUCAGAUCAAUGAAAGCAACUUCUCUCCCAAGUUUAAUGAAAAGGAUGGGCAGGUUGAGAGAAAGAGCCAGAAUGGCCUGUAUGAGGUUGAAAAUGGAAGACCUAGAAAUCCUGCAGGACGGACUGGACUGGUUGGCCGGGGGCUUUUGGGGCGAUGGGGCCCCAAUCAUGCUGCAGAUCCCAUCAUAACCAGGUGGAAAAGGGAUAGAAGUGGAAAUAAAAUCACCCAUCCCGUUUCUGGGAAAAACAUCUUGCAGUUUGUUGCAAUAAAAAGGAAAGACUGUGGAGAAUGGGCAAUCCCAGGGGGGAUGGUGGAUCCAGGAGAGAAGAUUAGUGCCACACUGAAAAGAGAAUUUGGUGAGGAAGCUCUCAACUCCUUACAGAAGUCCAGUGCUGAAAAGAGAGAAUUACAGGAAAAGCUGCACAAGCUCUUCAGCCAGGAACAUCUAGUGAUAUAUAAAGGUUAUGUUGAUGAUCCUCGAAACACUGAUAAUGCAUGGAUUGAGACAGAAGCUGUGAAUUACCAUGAUGAAACAGGUGAAAUAAUGGAUAACCUUGCCUUAGAAGCUGGAGAUGAUGCUGGAAAGGUGAAAUGGAUGGAUAUCAGCGAUAAACUCAAACUUUAUGCUAGUCAUGUUCAGUUCAUCAAACGUGUGGCAGAGAAACGAGAUGCACACUGGAGUGAGGACUCUGAGACUGGCUGCCCUGGGUAACAGCUCACAGUCUCCAUGUAAGCCAAAAGCCAGGAACGGAGCAUGUACGGAGAAGAAGACAGUAUCACAGAACUCAUAUAUAAAAAGGGCAGGGCAGGUCACUUGGAAAUGACUUUAUUCAUUAAAUGACAGGCAGUUUGGUUUUGCACCAGAAUAAAAUUAGUAGGUGUGGUGAAACAACACAGAAUUUUCUGCUCUUCUGUCAAAAGCGCUGUAAACAAUCAUUUUGUAUGUAUUCUAUUUAAGCAUGGCUUAAACCAAAUUGAAAGAACUGAUGCUCUUUGAAGAAUCAGCAU
Molecule: messenger RNA, 1564 nt
Organism: Budorcas taxicolor (takin)
Lineage: Eukaryota; Metazoa; Chordata; Mammalia; Artiodactyla; Bovidae
Gene: NUDT9
Product: nudix hydrolase 9
Exons: 8
Coding region: 219-1268 (349 amino acids)
Cellular component (GO): mitochondrion
Molecular function (GO): ADP-ribose diphosphatase activity
Source: RefSeq, a predicted model, not a curated record